GAGAGAGAUACACAUAUUUUGAAGGUACUUUUUCACCAAGAUUUCUUCUUUUCUUCCAUAAUUAAUCAUCAUCCAUUCUUGCGUUUAAUUUAAUGGCCAAUAUCCAUCCCAAAACCAGUCUUCUUUAAUCAUCCCCUACUUUCUUUCUGAAUUCUCAAUAUUAAUUAAUGUCUUCAACAACCCCAAAUUCAAGUUCAAAUCUUUUGCAUCAAUUCCUUACCACAGACUCCUCAAUUCCCAAUUCAAACCAAUUCCAUGCACAUUUCUUGAAUGCUGCUGCUGAUCAUCAAUCUUUUGAUCAAGUCCCCACCAUUCAAUCCCUCGGAGAUAGAAUGUCAAGAUCUUUGGACCUUAUCAAUCAACCCGACCUCCUUCUAGAACCUUCCAAUACUCAACCCCCACCAACUAGGAUCGGUCCAUACGCCUCUGAAAUGCUAUCUCUAUCUCUCAGUUCUGAGAUGCUCUUCCGACCAAUCCAACUCCGGCAAAGACCCUCCUUCACCACCUAUUUGUCUUCUUCUUCUUCUUCUUCCAUUCAUCAUGAUCAAGACCAACCAAAGGAACUCGACUAUUAUUCAUCAUUUCCACCACCACCCUCUUCAAAUAAUAAUAAUAAUAAUAAUUCGUAUGGGGUCGAAUCUUUUGCCGGCAUUGACAUGAUUUCGAAUUCCAGAUACCUAAAACCGACACAGUCGCUACUCCGGGAAGUUGUCUGUAUCGGCGGCGAAACUGUUCAAUCCAGCAACGAGAGAUAUUUCAAUAGGAUGUCUUCCAAAAGCAGAAGAGGGUCUUUAAGCUUCUGUUCCGAACUGAAAUCUGAUAGUCUACUCCUCCGUAAUGAUUCAGAUGGAUUUCAAACAUUGGGAAAACUCAUCUCUUUGCUGCAGGAGGUUGAGAGAAGAUACGAGCAGUAUUACAAGGAGCUGGAAAAGGCGGUUUCGUCGUUUGAAAUGGUGGCCGGAAUUGGAGCCGGAAAGUCUUAUACGGCUCUUGCCCUGCAAGCAAUGUCGAGGCAUUUUUGCAGCUUGAAGGAGGCGAUCACGUCGCAGAUAAUGGAAACGAGGAGGAAGGAAGGAUUGAGGACGUUUCAGGAGAAAGAAAACCGGUUGUGUCUUCAACAACUUGGAAUGAUGCAGAGUCACCGUCAGGCUUGGAGACCCAUCAGAGGCUUGCCGGAGGUUUCUGUUUCCAUUCUCCGGUGUUGGCUCUUUGAGCAUUUCCUUCAUCCUUAUCCAAACGACAAUGAGAAACUCACAUUGGCAUCUCAGACAGGAUUAACCAAAAACCAAGUUUCAAACUGGUUCAUAAAUGCUCGAGUUCGGCUGUGGAAGCCGAUGAUCGAAGAGAUGUACAAGGAGGAGUUCGAUGGGGAUGCCUACGACAGUUCUGAUCCUUAAGGAAUCAAUCACAGAGCAUUUUUAAUAGAAGAAGAAGAAGAAGAAAAAUGGUUGUUGUUGUUGUUGUUACAUUAUUAUGAUGUAACCUAAUCUUUCUAUGCUCCAAUUUUGACAAAAUUCUACUUAUUUUUAGUUGAAAAAAUGGCAUUUUUAAUCAAUUU
Impatiens glandulifera is the source of this 1558-nucleotide messenger RNA. Its product is annotated as BEL1-like homeodomain protein 11. Gene Ontology annotation, molecular function: RNA polymerase II cis-regulatory region sequence-specific DNA binding; DNA-binding transcription factor activity, RNA polymerase II-specific. The transcript is spliced from 4 exons. Gene Ontology annotation, biological process: regulation of transcription by RNA polymerase II. NCBI's taxonomy places the organism in Eukaryota, Viridiplantae, Streptophyta, Magnoliopsida, Ericales, Balsaminaceae. The coding region runs from base 168 to 1397 and encodes 409 amino acids. The record is from RefSeq and is a predicted model, not a curated record.